This is a messenger RNA of Acanthosepion pharaonis, 720 nucleotides long. The record is from the annotation of a GenBank genome assembly. NCBI's taxonomy places the organism in Eukaryota, Metazoa, Mollusca, Cephalopoda, Sepiida, Sepiidae.
AUGAGUCAAAUUAUUGAAAAGGCUUGUCAUGAAGCAGAAAUCUAUAAGAAAGCUAAUCUGGAUGGAAUAAUGUUGGAGAAUAUGCAUGAUCUGCCUUAUUUACCACCCAAAGAUGUGAGCCCUGAAAUAAUUGCUGCUAUGGCUGUCGUAGCAACUAAAGUCAAAGAAGUGUUCAGGAAGAAACCAGUGGGAAUUCAGAUAUUAGCCGGUGCUAAUGAAUCUUCAUUGGCUGUGGCUAAAGCAUCAGGUUUAGAUUUUAUUCGAGCAGAAGGAUUUGUAUUUUCACACAUAGCUGAUGAAGGAUUAAUGAAUUCUUGUGCCGGUUCUUUAAUGCGUUACCGUAAAAAAAUCAAUGCUGAAGACAUUUUAGUCUUUACAGACAUCAAGAAAAAGCACAGUGCCCACAUGAUAACAAGUGAUAUUGACAUCACUGAAAUGGCAAAAGCAGCCCAAUUCUUUCUGAGUGAUGGUGUCAUUGUGACUGGUUCUGCUACGGGUGCCAUAACUGAUGAAAAAGAAGUUCAAGCUGUUCUGCAAACUGUUGAUAUUCCUGUGCUGGUUGGAUCUGGGAUCACUUUGGAUAAUGUCUCCAGAUUUUUGAAUGCCAAUGGUCUUAUAAUUGGUUCUUAUUUCAAGGAAGAUGGAAACUGGGCAAAAGAUUUAAACCCAGAAAAGGUUACCGCCUUUAUGAAUAAAGUGGAACAACAAAGAAACAAUUAA